CAGAUUCCUCGAAUCCCGGGAAACAUUCACACCAACGAAAACCUGAAUUGUUUUUUCGUAAAUGCCGGUUGAAAUUUCGGCGAUCAGGAGGGCGGAUACUCUGACACUCUGACUAAUACAGUGUUAAUUCCUCCCUGUAAUCAUAAUCUUUUCGCUAGCGACAACGUUGGUAAACGCAAGUGAAGCUCAUUAGUAAUUGGGCCCAGCUUCUUAUCUCUCAUGCCACCGUCUAGGGAAGCUAAAACCCGCGCGUAAAAACGCCUGAAAAGUUAAGGAGAGGAGAAAAAGAUGACCCAACGGCCCCCCGUUUUGUUCUUGCCCAAUUCUGGUUAAAAAAUCUGGUGUCUUUUACUGUUUGGUACAGAAUUUAGCUUUAUAACGAUUGGGGUUUUGGGAAUUUUGGGGGUGUGGGUUUAUGGGCAUUGUUGGUGUAGGCGUGUAGCUCAAUUUUCAUUCAAAAAUUUCGUGUCUUUAGCUUUUUUUUUUUGGUUCUCAGAAUUGGGUAUUAGGAAAGAUUGGACCUUUUGUGAUUGUUAGGGUAAUGGGGUUUAUAGGCAUUGUGUAGAGGUUUUUGGGUGAUUGAAUCAUGCAGCUCGGUGAAGGCGGCGGCGGUGGCUGUGGCGUCGGCGGCGAUGAUGAGAAGCAGAGGUGUAAAAGGGCUAAUUCAACAGUAGGGUGGAGGUGCAAAAAUAAAGCCUUGGACGGUGGUGUUUACUGUGAAAAACACUUGAUAUGGCACCGCAAAGUAGCUGCCAAAUCGAGGAUGAACAGGCUUCGUAAUUCCACUUCCGGGGCGGCCGUUUCCGGUGGUCGGAAUUCUGGUGCGGCGUCUCACGGUGACGGCGUUGUUCUUGCUGGGGGGAGUACGGAAACGGAAGUUAGGCGGGUGCAGAAACGGAAGCAUGAUGGGGUUUUGGGGUCUGAGAAUUUGAAUGUGGGAGUUAAGAAGAGAAAUUUGGAUAAUCUCGAAGGGAUUGCCCUUAAUGAUGAUCAAGGAGGGCUGGAGGGUUUGGGGGAAAAUAAGAAAAAUGCUGACAUUGACAAAACCGGGGAAAUUUUGUUGCAAUCUGUUGAUGCUUUUUGUGGUAAUGGAAUUGGAGGUGUAAAUAAGGAUGAGGGUGAAAGGAUUCAUCUUGAAACGAAGGCCGAGGAUAAAUCGAAUGUUCUUGUUGAAGGUCAUGAAAAGUCAUCUGUGAGUCAAUCUACUGGUACUUUAUGCAGGAAGAGGGGCAGACCGAAAGGUUCAAAGAAUAAGAAGAAACCUGUUUUAGGUGACAGAUCCGGGGCGGCUAUGCUGCCAUCUGAUGGUCACUGUGGUGGUGUGACUAUUGAGAAGAAGCAUGAUCUUGAACCAUUGAUAUUUGAAAAUAGUGAGGUUGGGGUAAUUGUAAAUGAAUUUUCUGUCUGUAGUGUUAGCAGAGUUGGGAUAAAAAUGGGGAGGGGCAGACCUAAGGGUUCAAAGAAUAAGAAGAAAACCGUUCUAGGUGAUGAAUCUGGGAAGUUGCUCUUGUUGGACAGCCAAUAUGGUGGUAAUGAAGGUAGUGGUAUGAUUGUUGAAAAGAAGAACGAAUGUGAAUUAGCGAUUGUUGUAACUGGAGAGGAUGGGGGAGUCCUUAAUGAAGUUGCUGAUGAUAAUGGAGAUGGGAUAAUCAACGAGAAGGAUGAACAUGAUUGGCCCAAUGAUCUAAGUAGCAAGAAAGUUUUUGCCAAUCCGGGUAAGAAAAUCAAGCAAAAGAACAUUGCAAUUGAUAAUGCAGAAGAUGGGGCUAUUGAAGUUGGGGAUGGGGCUAUAAAGUGGGAGAACGGACAUGAGUCGCCAAAGAGCAAGAAACGUGGCCGUGGCCGACCCAAGGGUUCAAAAGGUAGGAAAAAUCUGGCAGCUGAGAAUGGUGGGAGAAAAAUUGUAAAUGAAAACCUCAGGCAGAAGAAGGGCCGGGGCAGGCCCAAGGGCUCCAAGAAGAAACUCCAACUGAUUGCUACUAGUGAAGGCACAAAUGUAGACUCUGAACUGUCCUUAGCUGAACCAGGCUGUGUUCAGGAAUUGGAUCAAGCAGACCCAACAACUUCUGUCGUUGUGUUUGGAACAUCUGCUUACGGUAUGGAGGACAGCCUUGGUGAGAACAAACAAAGAAAUACUCGGACUUCACGCAGAAUAUCAGAAAAACAGUUGCAGGAUGCUAUCAGUUGGAAGGAUUAUGGGAGUCUAAUGUGCCAUCAAUGCAUGAAAAACAAUAAAGCUGGCAUAAUCAUCUGCUCAAAAUGCAAAAAGAAACGCUACUGCUUUGAAUGCAUUGCAAAGUGGUAUCCAGAGAGAACAAACAACGAAAUUGAGAAUGCCUGCCCUUUUUGUUGCGGCAAUUGCAAUUGCACAACUUGCCUUCAAGGGGAUAUACGAGCACAGGCUCACAAAGAGGAAGCUGAUAAAGAAGCGCAUUUGCAAAGGUCUCUGUAUUUGCUGUUAAAUAUUCUGCCACUUCUCAGGCAUAUCCAAGAAGAGCAAAGGGCUGAGCUAGAUGUUGAAGCCAGAAUACGUGGUGUCCAAGUGACAGAGGAAGAUAUAACAAAGUCCAUAGUUGAUGAGGAUGACCGAGUAUACUGUGACAACUGCAAUACGUCCAUUGUCAAUUUCCACAGAAACUGCCCAAAUCCUGAUUGUGCUUAUGAUAUUUGUCUCAAUUGCUGCCGGGAACUAAGAUGUGGUUUUCCACUGGGACUUACUGAAGCUCAAUCAAAGUCUGUUGAAAGACCAAGUGAUCAUAAUGCUGUUCUAAAUAAAAAGUCAUCUUCAGAUGUUGGGGAAAGGCCAGAUGCUCUCUUGGGGAAACAUGACAUGUCUUCCGGUUGGAAAGCAAAACCAGAUGGUAGCAUACCUUGUCCUCCUAUGGAGUGUGGUGGUUGUGGUUCUUCACUGCUAGCACUACGGUGCAUAUUUGAACCUAAUUGGGUGAGUGAACUAAUCAAAGGCGCGGAGGAACUUACUUCCAAUUGUCAGUUACCCGAAAUUGAUUUCUCGCAACCUUGUCCAAUGUGCCUUACCGUCAAUUCCGUGGGAAAGGGUGAUCACCAUAAUGUAAGGCGAGCAGCUUUUAGGGAGAACGGCCAGGAUAAUUUGCUGUAUUGUCCUAACGCUAUUGACUUGCUGGACCAAGAGUUUAUGCAUUUUCAAAUGCAUUGGAGAAGAGGUGAGCCCGUUAUUGUGAGAAAUGCUCAAGCCACGGCCUCUGGCCUCAGCUGGGAGCCAAUGGUAAUGUGGCGAGCUUUCAGAAAUGCAAGGAAAAAGUUGAACGAAGAGAGUUUCUCCGUAAAGGCAAUUGACUGCUUAGAUUGGUGUGAGGUUGAGAUAAAUAUUCACCAGUUCUUCAGGGGAUACUUAGAAGGACGCAAGCAUCGUAACGGGUGGCCGGAAAUGUUAAAGUUGAAGGAUUGGCCGCCAACUAAUUUAUUCGAAGAAUGUUUGCCAAGACACGAUGCUGAAUUUGUUUCCAUGCUUCCCUUCCAUGAUUACACCAAUCCUAGAUCGGGUUCUCUGAAUCUAGCUACUAAGCUCCCCGAUGGAUCCUUAAAGCCAGAUUUGGGCCCUAAAACUUACAUCGCUUAUGGAUCAGAAGAAGAACUCGGAAGAGGUGAUUCCGUGUCUAAGCUGCACUGUGACAUCUCCGAUGCGGUCAAUAUACUGACACAUACUACCAAAGUAAACUUUACUUCACGGCAAAGAAGAAGAAUUGAGAAAUUAAGGAAGCAGUUCGGGAUUGAAGAUUUGAAAGAGCUUUAUGGCAGUGCAAAUCAAAAGGAUACGGAGUCUGAAACAUCUGAAAUCAAAUAUAGUGGCGGAGGAAAAUUUGACGAUAAAAAUUCUUGCUUGUUAGAAAAUGGAAACGGUGAGAAGGAAGUUGAAGACCUAGAGCGGCUUCCCAGUAGUGAGUGCAUGGUUGGUCCUGAUACAACUUCCUUAGUUCUCGGGAUACAUUCUGAUUCUGGCACCGAUAGCUCAGCUCUUCCAGAAGCAGACAUCACCCUAGCAGAACAUCCUCUUGAAAGCGGUAAAGGUUGUCUGGAUGUUGAACAUGGUGGUGCUUUAUGGGACAUCUUCCGUAGAGAGGAUGUGCCUAAGUUAACGGAAUAUUUGCGGAAGCAUUGGAAGGAAUUUCGCCAUAUUAACAACGUUCCUGUGAAUUCUGUCGCUCAUCCUAUUCACGACCAGACAUUUUAUCUGAAUGAGAAGCACAAGAAACAGCUGAAGGAUGAAUUCGAUGUUGAGCCUUGGACAUUUGAACAAUACUUGGGCGAGGCUGUCUUCAUUCCUGCAGGAUGUCCACAUCAAGUUCGAAAUAGACAGUCCUGCAUUAAAGUUGCGGUUGACUUUGUAUCCCCCGAAAACGUUCAAGAGUGCAUCCGGUUGACCGAGGAGUUUCGCGUUCUUCCCAAAUCCCACAGGUCUAAGCAAGAUAUAUUGGAGGUAAAGAAGUUGGCGCUUUAUGCCGCUAGGGUUGCUGUUGAUGAGGCGAGGAAUCUAUUGAUGGAACUACCGUCAAGAGAAGAAGAUGAACAUGUUGAAGAAGGUUUGCUUAAUCCAAGCUUUGCUUCAUGUUGAGAAUAUACAUUUUUUGUUUACCAUUGCUACAUAUAGUAUAUGCAGUAAUCCGAGUUAUAGAGGGCUUUCCAUUUUGGGAAUAUUAUGUUGUAUAUCAAAAAUAUGAUUAAUUUGUCCCAGAACUCUAGAGAAGUAGUUAUGGUAGUUUUUUUCUGGAUACCAUUGUUUAAUAUGGUUAUGAUAUGAUGUGAGCCCUUACUAUAAAUAGAACAUUGAUUGAUAUUUU
Molecule: messenger RNA, 4817 nt
Organism: Ipomoea triloba (trilobed morning glory)
Lineage: Eukaryota; Viridiplantae; Streptophyta; Magnoliopsida; Solanales; Convolvulaceae
Product: lysine-specific demethylase JMJ25
Exons: 13
Coding region: 587-4591 (1334 amino acids)
Biological process (GO): regulation of transcription by RNA polymerase II
Cellular component (GO): chromatin; histone deacetylase complex
Molecular function (GO): chromatin DNA binding; transcription coregulator activity; histone H3K9 demethylase activity
Source: RefSeq, a predicted model, not a curated record